This is a messenger RNA of Gloeophyllum trabeum ATCC 11539, 1395 nucleotides long. RefSeq names its product kinase-like protein. Gene Ontology annotation, cellular component: cytoplasm; nucleus. The transcript is spliced from 7 exons. Gene Ontology annotation, biological process: peptidyl-threonine phosphorylation; peptidyl-serine phosphorylation. The record is from RefSeq and is a predicted model, not a curated record. NCBI's taxonomy places the organism in Eukaryota, Fungi, Basidiomycota, Agaricomycetes, Gloeophyllales, Gloeophyllaceae. Gene Ontology annotation, molecular function: protein serine/threonine kinase activity; protein tyrosine kinase activity; ATP binding. The coding region runs from base 1 to 1395 and encodes 464 amino acids.
AUGAUGGUGGAUGGCCCGUCGGCCAAGCAUGCGCAGAGGACGUCGGGGUUCAGGAGGGUAAGGGAUCAGAGAGAUUUGAGGCCGAAUGUGAACCCACAGCCUGCGGGAAGGAGGAUUGACUCGGAUGGUAACUUCCUGUCGCCACUCAGACAGCUUACGACAAACCUCGUGGAUACCUACCACAUAUGCAACCCUCAAUUUCGCUAUGAGUCUACGCAUAAUCCACGGCGAGUGCUGACCAAGCCGAGCAAGCCGGUACAUAACGAUGGGUACGAUAACGAGGACUACGACUAUAUCCUCUAUGUGAACGACUGGCUGGGCACUGAGGAAGGGCACAAGUAUUUGAUUCUGGACGUCCUUGGCCAGGGAACGUUCGGACAGGUGGUAAAGUGCCAGAAUAUGAAGACCCAUGAAGUUGUGGCGGUCAAGGUGGUGAAGAAUAAGCCCGCGUAUUUCAAUCAGAGCAUGAUGGAAGUCACCAUCUUAGAGCUCCUGAACAACCAAUGCGAUCCGAACGACGAACAUCACAUCCUGCGGUUGCAUGAUUCCUUUAUCCACCGGAAUCACUUGUGCCUUGUUUUCGAGUUGCUCUCGUCGAAUUUGUACGAGCUCAUCAAGCAAAACCAGUUCCAGGGUCUGAGCACCCAGCUGGUCAAAGUGUUUGCCGCGCAGUUACUUGAUGCUCUGACUGUGCUCAAGGAAGCGCGGUUAAUACACUGCGACUUGAAGCCUGAAAAUAUUCUGCUGAAAUCACUUUCGUCGCCACAGAUUAAAGUGAUUGACUUUGGGUCGGCGUGCCAUGAACGCCAGACUGUGUAUACUUACAUUCAGUCUCGGUUUUACCGGUCGCCGGAGGUUCUGCUGGGGAACCCUUACACGGCCGCCAUCGAUAUGUGGUCGUUAGGUUGCAUCGUAGUGGAGCUGUUCCUGGGAUUACCUCUAUUCCCGGGCACGAGCGAAUAUAACCAGAUUACCCGUAUAGUGGACAUGCUCGGGAUGCCUCCCCAGUACAUGUUGGAAUUGGGAAAACAGACGAAUCAGUUCUUCGACAGCUAUGCCGAUAUGUACGGGAACAAGAAGUACAGGCUAAAGAGCAUCGAGCAGUACUCGCGUGAGCAUAACACGCAGGAGCAGCCGGGGAAGCAGUACUUCAAGCAUAACACUCUGCCGGAUAUCAUCAACAAUGCACCUAUCCAUCCGUACAAAUCCUCGUCAUCUAGAGCUAGCAGCCAUGAGGUGGAUAAAGAGAUGGCAAAUAGGGCAUCGUUCAUCGACUUCUGCAUGGGCCUGUUGAACUUGAAUCCACUAGAACGUUGGACCCCGCAACAAGCACGGGGGCAUCCAUUUAUCACUGGGGAGAAAUGGACCGGGCCAUGGAAGGUACGUCCAAUCUGA